This is a messenger RNA of Cetraspora pellucida, 462 nucleotides long. NCBI's taxonomy places the organism in Eukaryota, Fungi, Glomeromycota, Glomeromycetes, Diversisporales, Gigasporaceae. The record is from the annotation of a GenBank genome assembly.
AUCAAAAUGAAAAUUCUGAUAUUAUAGAUCCGGAAAUAGUUAAUGAAGUAGUUAGUUCAAUUGGUAAUGGUGCUAGAAGAAGUAUAAAAGAUAUAUUACAAUUUAUUGUUCCAGAUUUAAUUAACAAAGAAAUUCUUAAUUCUCAAGAGCCGGUUAUUAAUUUAAGAAUUUCUGGAGAUGGUAGAAAUGUGGGUAAAAAGAUGAAACACGUCAUGAUUACUUUUGCAAUUUUGGACAAUAUUGACAAUAUACAUAAUCCCGAUCAUCAUUAUAUGGUUGUAUUAUAUCCCGGAUCUGAAGAUUAUAAAUCUUUAGAUGUUGCAACAACUUUACUUCGAGAUGAAUUAUACGAAUUAACAAGAGAAGGAUUAAUAAUUAAUGAAAUUAAAUGGCAUUUUAACUUGUAUUUUAGUUCAGAUUGGAAGUUUCUUGCUAUUAGUUUAGGAUUCAAUGCAGCAAAUA